Messenger RNA from Tachyglossus aculeatus (Australian echidna), 2213 nucleotides. It is a transcript of the gene ZNF770, whose product is annotated as zinc finger protein 770. The record is from RefSeq and is a predicted model, not a curated record. Lineage: Eukaryota; Metazoa; Chordata; Mammalia; Monotremata; Tachyglossidae.
CCGCGACGGUGGGCUCACGGUCUAUCGUAUCUAUUGAGCGCUUACAGUGUGCAGAGCACUGGAAUAAGCGCUUGGAUGAAGGGGCAACGCCCGGGCGGAGCCGGCAGGCUCGCGGGGGCGGCGGAGCCCCACGACGGCUUUGCCAGGACGGUGGGCACGGCCUCCUCCUCCUCCUUCUCCUCCUCCUCCUCCUCCUCUUAACGCCUAGGAAGGAAUGGAGCGGAGGGAGUCGGCGGGCAGCUGAGGCGGACCGGAGGGGACGGGACCGGACGGGGCGGCCGCCCGCCGGCCGCGGACAUGCUGCAGCUGCAGGCCGGCGUCGGGGCGGCGAGGCUGCCGCGCAAGAGGCCCUACAUCUGCAACAUCUGCCUGAAGCACUUCGAGACGCCGUCGAAGCUGGCCCGCCACUACCUGAUCCACACGGGCCAGAAGCCCUUCGAGUGCCACGUGUGCCGCAAGACCUUCCGCCAGCUCGUGCACCUGGAGCGGCACCAGCUGACCCACAAGCUGCCCCACAAGUGCGGCGUGUGCCAGCGGCUCUUCCGCAGCCCGGCCGCCUUCCUGAAGCACCAGCAGCUGCACGGCGGGACCUGCCAGGGCCCCGCGGACCCGGCGGGCUGCGCGGGGGGCUGCGCGGCGGGCCGGCGGGGGGCCCCGGAGGAGCGCUGGCUCCCGCCCUGCGCCCCCUGCGCCCCCUGCGCCCCCUGCGCCCCCUGCGCCCUGCCCGACCGCCGCCACGCCUGCUGCCCGGCCCGGCGGAGGAGGAGGCCCCACGGCUGCGACACCUGCAGCAAGGUGUUCCCGUCCCGCUCCAAGCUGGAGCGGCACCAGCUGAUCCACAGCGGGCAGAAGCCCUUCGCCUGCCCCCUGUGCGCUAAGGCGUUCCGCCAGGCCACCCACCUGAAGAUCCACCAGCUGACCCACACGGAGGAGCGGCCCUUCCGCUGCGGCCUCUGCCACAAGGGCUUCAAGGUGCAGGGCAAGCUGCUGAAGCACCGGCAGGUCCACGCCAGGAGCCGGGCCCUGCAGCCGGCCGGCCCGCUGGGGGCCCGGGCCGGCCCGCUGGGGGCCCGGGCCGGCCGGGGACGCCCCCGGCCCCCGCCCGCCGGCGAGCCCCCGGACGCCCACUCCGUCUACAUCGUCCCCUUCCAGUGCCCCGGCUGCGAGCAGUCGUUCGAGUCGGAGCCGGCCCUGCGCGGGCACCGCUGCGGCCGGCCGGCGGGGAGGGGGCCGCGGCCUCGGGGCCGGCGCCCGGGCCGGGGCCGGGCCCGGCGCCGGCGGGCGGGGGAGAAGGCGCCGGACGCCCUGCGGGCGGAGCGGCGGAGGCCGAAGACGGGCCCCCCGUGGGACGGCGGCCCCGCGGCCGCGCCCCCCGGGGAGCCCGACCCGGCCGCCUCGCCCAAGGCGUUCAAGAACCUGCACGGCGCCAGGCUCGGGCCCCGCCGGCCCCUCGGCGGCAAGAGGAGGAAGAGGCCCGUGGGACCGACGCCGCCGGACCCCGGCCCGCCGGCGGCCCCGCCCCUGGACGGCCUGGACGUGAUCCCCUGGACGGUGGCGGCGCCGCCCGUGGACCCCCACGGCCGCGCCCGGGCCUGCCAGUGCGACCGCUGCGAGAAGGCCUUCCCCUCCACCUCCAAGCUGCAGCGCCACUACCUGAUCCACACGGGCCAGAAGCCCUUCGCCUGCGCCCUGUGCGGGAAGUCCUUCCGCCAGUCCGCCCACCUGAAGCGGCACCAGCUGACCCACGCGGAGAGGCGGACGUGCGACAGCCCCGCCUGCCGCCUGGCGCACGGCGGCGAGGGCCCCGCCCGCCGCCCGGUUCUGCCGGGCCCCUCGCGGGGCCCGAGGCGGGGGGCGGGGGCCGGGCCCCGGGGGCUCGAGGGGGUCAGGGUGUACCAGUGCAGCGUCUGCGCCAAGAGCUUCAAGUCCCCGUCCAAGCUGGAGCGCCAUUACCUCAUUCACGCCGGCCAGAAGCCGUUCGAGUGCUCCUCCUGCGGCAAGACCUUCCGCCAGGCGCCCCACUGGAAGCGCCACCAGCUGACCCACCUGAAGGACCGGCCCCGGCCCCACGGGGACCCCCUGCUGUGACCGGCCCCUCCUCUCCCCCGCGCCGCCCCGGGCGGGACCGGCCGUCCCCGGGCCGGGGCAGGGGGCCGGUCUGCGUCGUAGCCGGCGUCUCUGCCCCUCCGACCGCCCUCCCUCCCCUCCCCUAA